AUGGAGGGAGAAACAUAUGGAAGCAUUAGCAAAAUUGACGAGAGCGAGAUAUUGCCCUACAUAAACAUAGAGUUUUUACACGGGAAACGAACUGAGGAGGGGAUUUUUAAAGUGGUGAUUGUGCGAAGAAUAACCCGGACAAAGUAUCUUGCCAAAGACGUCUCUGGAAAUGGGAUACUGAAUCUAGAGCGCAUCCCGAGCGAAGUGUCUGCCAGGUUGAUAAAAAAGAACAGGGUGGAAGAAACACCGCGUCUUCUGGUUGUAGGGAGGCUUCUGUCGGAAGAAAAGCAGGAGUGCCCGGUUCUACUCGCAGAGACUGUCUGUGCGUUCUCGUACGAACAAGCACUAGAAUUGCUCUCAUCAGAAUGA
Molecule: messenger RNA, 369 nt
Organism: Nematocida major
Lineage: Eukaryota; Fungi; Microsporidia
Exons: 1
Coding region: 1-369 (122 amino acids)
Source: RefSeq, a predicted model, not a curated record